Molecule: messenger RNA, 3804 nt
Organism: Phyllopteryx taeniolatus (common seadragon)
Lineage: Eukaryota; Metazoa; Chordata; Actinopteri; Syngnathiformes; Syngnathidae
Product: gastrula zinc finger protein XlCGF57.1-like
Exons: 6
Coding region: 201-1304 (367 amino acids)
Biological process (GO): regulation of transcription by RNA polymerase II
Cellular component (GO): nucleus
Molecular function (GO): RNA polymerase II cis-regulatory region sequence-specific DNA binding; DNA-binding transcription activator activity, RNA polymerase II-specific
Source: RefSeq, a predicted model, not a curated record
GUGUGUCAUCGUCGGCGGUCUGUUUCUUUAAAUAUUUUCUGCCGCAAAGGAUUGUGGGUAAUAGAUCUCCUGGCCGCUGCCUCUUUUCUUUCGGCAGCCACACGCGCUUCCACGCGGCUGCGCAAAAUUGUUCCUGAAUUUGGACCGAACGUGCUGAAUCCUCGUCGCAAGCGGAAAAGUGUUGCGAUCGUCGUGUGAAAAUGUGCGCGAGGGGGACGGCGGAGUACGACGAGGAACUUUGGGGCCCGAAAGAGGAGGAGGACCCACAGCUCGUGACCAUCGGUGAGGACAUCGGUAAAGAGCUUCAACCUGAGCGGCGGGAGCCACAGCCCCCUCACAUUAAAGAGGAAGAGGAGGAUGAAGAGGUCCACCACAUCAGAGAGGAAGAGGAACUGGAGACCACUCCCAUUAAAAAAGAGGAGGAAGAAGAGCGCCCACACAUCAAACAGGAAGAGGAGGAGGAGAUCAGCAAGUUUUCGACUGAUGUCCCUUUGAAGAGUGAAGGUGACGGUCAAAGAGAAGAGAGCAAAGGGGCGGAGCCUCCAAGCAGCAGCUCAAGUCAACACAUGACAACAGAAGGCGAUGGAGACCCCGAUGCAGGAUCACAACCAGAUGGGCUCUUCGCUCCACUAUCAGAUGGUGAUGGCAUGAUGUCACAAUCUCCGAACACUGAUGAAAAUUAUCAUGAUAAACAGUCUGAAGGUGAUAUGGAAAUUCCCACUGACAACAAACAACGGAAAUGUUCUCAGUUUGGGAAAACCUUUGCUGACAAGAAGGCUUUGAAGAUAACACACACUGGAGAGAAACCUUUUGCCUGCUCAUAUUGCGGCCAAAGAUUCACUCGGAAGCAAACCUUGAAAAUACACACAAAAACACACACUGGCGAGAAACUUUUUUCCUGCUCAUAUUGUGGUCGAAUAUUCUCUGAUAAGGGACAAUUAAAGAGACACACAAGAAGACACACUGGGGAAGAUUUUGAGCCGUCCUUCUACAAACUUGAGGCGGGCAACCUGAAGGCGUGCCUCGCCACGGGCUUCAGUCGACACAACGCCACGGAGAAGGCGGGAAAAGGACACAUGUUCGAGGAGUCACACGCCGUGCGGAUAUCGGACGACUCGCUAUACAACCGGGUGGCGCUGCUGUCAGCCGCACAUAACGACACGUGCGAGGAAGGGGACCAGGGCGGUGCCAGACGAGAAGGAGAACCUCCUCUCCGUCACCGUCCUCGCCCUCCGCCUGGUUUUCGCCAAGACCCUCGCCAUCAACUGUGUCAUGACACUGCGCCUGUGGUUUGGCGCACCUGAGUAGCCAGUGCCACACCACCACCUUACUCCUCCUCCUGUGUUUCUGUUUGAACUUGGAGGUUUUCUUCAUGUCAGUGAGCAAUAAAAUGUGUCAUUAAAUCAACAAAAAUUCAAUACAAUUAGAUUGUAAAAAGAGGUUGUUGCUGAAUUACAACACACCACAAUACAGAUGAAUUACGACAGAAAAGUCUAUGGCUACAGUGGAAAAUAACCUGAUUACAACUGGGAUUAAAUUUAGAAGGAAAAUUAAGUGACUAUAAAAAUUGAUGCAUUUGUGAAACUAUUUAGAUUCCUAUAUGCUUGCUUGAUGGAUGGACAUCAGUCAGAAUUCUUUGCCACUGUGUGUGGUGUCCCACAGGGGUCAAUGCUGGGUCCAAUGUUAUUUAAUGUACAUAAAAGAUAUCAAACUCCUUGAAAUGGAUCCUUUUUGCAGGUGACACAAACAUGAAAGUCUAGCAAAGGUCAAUUUGAGAUGAAAUACUAAUACACAAGCUUUGAACCACAGGAGAGCCAAAGUGGAAGUACUCGUUCAUGUAGCGCAGGGGUGUCAAACUCAUUUUUUGUCUCGGGCCGCAUUGUAGUUAUGAUUUCCCUCAGAGGAUAGAAUAGUGAAAUGUUUCAUCACCAAAAUCAGAUUACCAUUACACAAUAAAUUGAGGGAUAACUCGUUUUGAAAUCAGAAGACAAGGAUGAUAGUUUGUUCAAGUAUUGUUUAAGUUACUGUAGAAGGAGGGUUUGGUAACAGAAAAAUGCAAUAUCUCCCCAUUAUUGUUGAUUAUUAUGACAAUUUGGAAUUUGGGUACAGUAGCUUUAGCAGGGACGGCCAGACUUCAGAUGCCUCCGUCCGGGAGGCAUCUAAAUCAGAUGCCCCAGCCACCUCAUUUGGCUCCUCUCGAUGUGGAGGAGCAGCGACUACUCUGAGAUCCUGCAUUCCGCUUGGCCAGCCUGCAUUCCGCUUGGCCAGCCGGUACCCAUCAGCUGCCUCAGGAGUCCCACAGGCCAAAAAGGCCCGAUAGGACUCCUUCUUCAGCUUGACGGCAUCCCUCACCGUUGGUAUCCACCAACGGGUUCGGUUAUUGCCGCCACGACAGGCACCGACCACCUUACGGCCACAGCUCCGGUCGGCCGCCUCAGCAAUGGAGGCGGUCCACUCGUACUCGAUGUCCCCCGCCUCCCUCGGAACUUGAGCAAAGUUCUGUCGGAGGAGCGAGUUGAAACAGGGGAUUCUGCCAGAAUGUUUGAGGCAUUUUGCUAAUAUUUUCGUCACAACGGAUAUUUAUAUUUGUACAAUAUAAAAAGUUUAGUUGGAUGCAUGAGUAAUCUAGUGUAUGUAUUCCUCAAUCUAUUUUUUUUUACCAGAUGCCACUAUCAAGAAAAUAAAAAGUGCCAUAUCGCACAGCCCAACAGUCUUACUUUUUACCCCAAAGGUUUUGAGUUUUAUCAUGUCAGGUUAACAAUCCGGAGGCCCGGUGGCCCUCACAGUUCUGAGGAGCGGGGUUCCAUCCCCGGCCCCGCCUGUGUGGAGUUUGCAUGUUCUCCCCGUGCCUGCGUGGGUUUUCUCCGGGCACUCCGGUUUCCUCCCGCAUCCCAAAAACAUGCAUUGUUUUUGACAACUCUAAAUUGCCCGUAGGUGUGAAUUUGAGUGCGAAUGGUUGUUUGUUUUUGUGCCCUGCGAUUGGCUGGCAACCAGUUCAAGGUGUACCCCGCCUUGGCUGGCUGAACCCAUGCGAGAAGCCACAUCAUAAUUUCACUUGGAGCAUCAGGUUUUCGUUGACUUGGAACUCUACUUGAGUAACUCGGUUAACAUAUUACGAAACUUGAUAUUCUUGUAACCUGUCAUUCUUUAAAUAAAACUGUCAUUACAUGAUAGUAAAAUAGAUCACACAAGUGUCAAGACAUGGUAUUGAAUACAUUAAACAAAAAUGUAAUAAAAAGGAACAAGGUGUCAAUAUUUUGUCAGUUGGAAUUAUGCACAGGGGCUGAUUGAAAGUGAGUAAACCAAAGCAAAUACAAGCAAAGUAAACUGUGCAAUGUGAUAUAGUUACAUAUUUACAUUAUGUGAUAUUCCAUCAAAGCACAAGUUGAAUACAAGCUAUAAACAAAUGCAGUGAUCAUGUACAGUCUCCCUCACAAACGUUUGAAAGAGUGAUGUUGGGAGGAAUGCGGUGAGGCUUUGUAAAAUAAUUUUUCUAUGUUUGUUUGUAUUUACAAACCCCCAUCCAAAACAUGAACGUGAACAUAUACAAAAAAAUUUCCUCUGCAUUUUACCCAUCACAUUUGUCGAUACAGCAAACAUACACACUUGUUCGUGGCACACGCUCGAGCAGAGGGUAACUUAAAGGUCAGAUGUUAUGAGGUCAGUUCAAAUUCAUAUUUGCAUUGUUUACAUGUUAUGUAAUACAUGCACGUAACAGCAAGUUUUCAACCAUCCAUCCAUCCAUCCAUUUUCUGAGCCGCUUCUCCUCACUAGGGUCGCGGGCGUGCUGGAGCCUAUCCCAGC